This is a messenger RNA of Pecten maximus, 1998 nucleotides long. RefSeq lists its product as uncharacterized. NCBI's taxonomy places the organism in Eukaryota, Metazoa, Mollusca, Bivalvia, Pectinida, Pectinidae. The record is from RefSeq and is a predicted model, not a curated record.
AGUCAGUCACUCCCGGGAAUCUGUUACCCGAGGAACUGUCACCGGUGUGCCUGGGUGGACAAAUGCUACGGCGGCUGAGCUGCUAGUCUUGAUACCUGUCAAGUAGAUACAUGUAUACUGGAUAAUAUAUAUAUCUACCUGUGCUCAGGUAACACGGCAUAAACAAAUCAUCACCGUUAGAGAAUAGUGGUUAUAAUAGGAUCGUAAACAACAUGCAUCUGUACAACGUACACAUGCCAGCUACUAACCGUGAGAAAGACAUGACUACCUGGUCGCUAUGGCAGAAGAUGCCCCCGAGAUAUCAGCUGACGACACGCAGUCCGCUGGAGUCGGAGGAACCGGAAGUUCUCAUAGACGACCGACCGCGCACGCCCAGAACGCCAAGACCUAUGACGUCUCCAAGAUCACAGGGCGACACGAAUGCGCGACCGUCACCGAGGGCUUAUAUUGCCGGAAGUCCUCGCCAAGGAGAGACCCGAACCACCAACGUUCCUAAUAUGCGUCGACCGCUAUUUCCAGGACGAAAAUCGAGCUAUAUCGAUCAUGUAAAGACUCAAAAGAGAGUCAAUUCUGCGAGGAUCAAAUUGGCUGCAAACCCGUCCCCAACUACGCGUCCGUCUCGACAGAGAGCUAAAACAGCUCCGCUAAACAGUCCGAGGAGUGCCGAAGUAUACUGUAGUUCUAGAGCGGGAUCGAUUUCACAGCAACAAAAUAGAGACACUUCCGAAAGUUUAAAGACGGAAAGUACAGGGGAAUUCUCAACGAAGAUAGAUUUGUCUCCUGACGUGAUUGGUCUUGAUGAUGAUCGGUCUUCUUCAGGGGCGUCGGGGUUUUCACAGAGAGAAAUUCCUCCGAGGAAGUUUAUUGUGCGGGAAACAGACGAAGGAACUCUAUAUAUAGACAAUGGUAAAGUAGUUUUCUUCCGAAAAACUCGUCAGAACGGAACUGAUCUGAUGAAAAUUAAUGGUGUCGGGUCAUCAGAAAAGGGUGGGUUUCUGGCUAGUAUUCGGCGCGAAUAUCUCAACAAGCCGCGUUAUCUUGCAAACACAAUGAAAACACAUGGUCGGACGUCAACAAGCGAAGACCGUCUGAUUCAGCGCGAAAGACUCACAUACAAUCAGAAGGUUGGCCAUAUACUGGAUUAUUAUUCUAGUGAUGACGAGGAUCAAAUUUCUAUGGAUGAUUUGUCAAGAUACACUAAGAGUCCGAAAUCUUGGAGAAACACUUCGAGCACUAGAGAACUGUCACCGCGCGUGAGGAAAAUUUAUUUAGACGAGAAUCCUCGUCGUGAUCGUCGACAUGCGUCAUCGCAUUAUGACGUCAUGGAUGAUCAAAGUGCGUACCUUAAACUGACAAGUCAGUCAAAACUGCAUGACAGGAAGUUUUAUCUGCGCACGCCCGGAUUUCAGAUGCUUGUCCCAGGCGCUCAAGGAAUCACCGCGGCCAAUUUUGAAAAGAACUGUAAGUGCGGGAUGUGUCGUAUUGAAAUGCAAAUAUCGCUGCUGGCACAAUUAGGAAUACAAUUCCCGGUUCAGGAAGCAUUUGCCGAGGAGCAUUUUGUUAAGCAAAAUCCAACAAAACAAGCUGAAGAAGAUACACAAACUGAAAAUAAAACUUCACAGACAGAAAUCAAAAUCGUGGAAAAGGAGAAAGCACAGACAUCAAACAUAGCGGAAGUACCGAGUCGUCCGGAACAAGUAUUAACAAUCACCUUACCGGAAAUGACAUCAGAAAGGGAAGCAACUGAUAUUUCGACACGAGAAUCUGCUAGAGAAACAUACAGAAGUGUUCCCGGAGACUGAUCACUGGUGUUGUGGACGUCAACAGGUAUCUGUUGAUAGGGGAGGUAACUCGAUAAUACUGUAAUAUCCUUUGUGUCUGCACUCGCUACACCUCUGCUGUUUUCGUAACUACAUCGCGAAGACUACCGGAAUCACCCGCAUUUGGAACACCUCGGCCAAUUCGCUGCGGUCAUCUAACCUUUGAUGGAAGGUACUC